AUGUCGUCAGAUCCUCACCGCGAUGUCUCGCAGUACAAGUACUCGGCCAUGUCCAACCUGGUUCUCCAGGCGGACCGUCGAUUUGUCACCCGGCGAACUGACGAGGCUACCGGCGACCCCGAGUCACUCGCUGGCCGGCUGAGCAUUAACGACAUGGGCGGCCGGGUCGCCCGUGACACAGUGCCCAAGCAGAGGAAACAGCCCGGUUUGCCCAACGUGGAGAGAGGGAGUCUCAAAGAAGAUGAGGCCGUACUGUUGCGAGAGCAGCGGAAACGAAAGGCGGAUGCCUCCUUCCAGAGGACGGGCUUGCUCGGCGCAAACGACGCGUUGAUUGAGGGGAUCACAUAUCGACCUCGUACGCCUGCAACACGGGCGACCUUUGACCUCAUCCUCACGCUUGUGGCGGGAAAUCUAGGUGACGUGCCCCACGACGUGAUUCGCAGUGCAGCCGACGCCGCCUUGGAGUACUUGAAGGACGACGACAUGAAAGAUCUCGACAAGAAGAAAGAAAUUGAUGACAUUUUGGGCAUCUCACUCAGCCCCAAGCAGUUCAACGAGCUGGUGAACUUGGGAAAAAAGAUCACAGAUUACGAUGCCCAAGACGACGAGGACGUCGACAUGGACAACGCCGACGGCGAGGCUGAGAUCGACGAACGCCAAGGUGUUGCUGUGACAUUUGACGACGAGGAAGAGGACGAGGAAGCCCUUGUGAACGAAGUGCACGAUCAGUCAUCCGAAGAAGACGACACUGACCAAGAGGACGAAGAGAAUGAAGCCGACGCCGAUGCCAACAAGUCAGGUAGUGACGCCGGGGACCUGGCUCUUGGUGCGGAGUCGACUCGGACCAAGGACAACGAGAAGAACGCGCGAUCCGUAGCUGCCCGAGACAUCGACGCCUUCUGGUUGCAACGACAAAUCGGAUCUCUAUACCCCGACGCUCACGAGCAGACUGAUAAAACAAAACUGGCGCUAAAAAUAUUGUCUGGGGAACCCGAUGAGGCAGGCGGGGACGACAAGUCGCUUCGAGAGAUCGAAAAUGAUCUCAUGGAGCUGUUCGAUUUCGAGCAUCACGAGCUCGUCCAGAAGCUUGUGGGCAACAGAGAAAAGGUUUACUGGCUCACGAAGCUCGCUCGGGCGGAGACGGCGGAAGCGCGCGCCGAUGUCGAGAGAGAAAUAUCUUCGGAAGGACUGCAGAGGCUUCUGAGCGAACUUCGAGGCGAGAAUACCGAGGACGGCGACAAAAAGCGAAAACUUGACAUCAAGAUGGACAUUGACGUCCCGGCCUCGAUGAUCGCGGAAGUGGCCAAACCCGAGGGUUACCUCGUUGGUGGCUUGCAACCAAAAAAGGUCAUAAACUUGGAAAACUUGGUGUUUGACCAGGGAAAUCAUCUCAUGACCAACCCCGAGGUCGUCAUUCCCGAAGGCUCCAAGAAGCGCACCUUCAAGGGCUACGAGGAGAUCCACGUUCCUCCGCCAAAGAAGAGAAACGAGCCCGGCGACGUCCUGAUCCCCAUUUCCGACAUGCCUGAAUGGUCUCGAGGCCCCUUCAGCACUGCCGAGUCGCUCAACAAGAUCCAGUCCAAGUGCUAUCCGUCCGCUUUCGGGGAUGAUGGCAACAUGCUCAUCUGCGCGCCCACCGGUAGUGGCAAGACGAACGUGGCCAUGUUGACCAUUCUUCGAGAGCUGGGAAAGAACCGAAACCCCGAAACGGGCGAUAUAGAUUUGGACGCCUUCAAGAUCGUGUAUAUCGCACCCUUGAAGGCGCUCGUGCAGGAGCAGGUCGGAAACUUUGGAAAGCGUCUAGAGCGUUACGGCAUUCGCGUUUCGGAAUUGACUGGUGACCGCCAGCUCACGAAGCAGCAGAUCGCUGAGACCCAGAUCAUCGUGACGACUCCCGAGAAAUGGGACGUCAUCACGCGCAAGGCCAAUGAUCUCACCUACACCAACCUUGUGCGCCUGAUCAUCAUCGACGAGAUCCACCUGCUGCACGAUGAUCGCGGCCCUGUCCUCGAGAGCAUCGUCUGCCGAACGAUUCGCAAGACGGAGCAGACCGGUGAACCUGUGCGGAUUGUCGGCCUCUCCGCUACUCUUCCCAACUAUCGGGAUGUCGCGAGCUUCUUGCGAGUAGACAUGGACAAGGGUCUAUUCCAUUUCGACGGCUCCUACCGACCUUGCCCGCUCAGGCAGGAGUUUGUGGGCGUGACGGACCGCAAGGCCAUCAAGCAGCUAAAGACGAUGAACGAUGUGACCUACAACAAAGUGAUAGAGCACGUAGGAACCAACAGGAACCAAGUGCUCAUUUUCGUUCACUCACGCAAGGAGACGGCCAAGACGGCCAAGUAUAUUCGUGACAAGGCCCUGGAGCUGGAGACGAUAAACCAGAUCCUUCGGCAUGACGCUGGAAGCAGAGAAGUGCUCAAUGAAGCUUCGGCCCAGGCUACUGAUGCUGACUUGAAGGACAUCCUGCCGUACGGGUUCGGUAUUCACCAUGCCGGCAUGAACCGUAUCGACAGAACGGAUGUCGAGGAUCUCUUUGCUCGAGGCGCCAUUCAGGUGCUCGUGUGUACGGCCACUCUGGCUUGGGGUGUCAAUCUCCCAGCGCAUACGGUCAUCAUCAAAGGCACCCAAGUCUACUCGCCGGAGAAGGGUGCCUGGGUCGAGUUGAGCCCUCAAGAUGUGCUUCAGAUGCUUGGUCGUGCCGGACGCCCUCAGUUCGACACGUACGGAGAGGGCAUCAUCAUCACAACCCAGGCCGAAAUAAAGUACUACCUCUCGCUUCUGAACCAGCAGCUGCCCAUUGAGAGUCAAUUUGCUAGCAAGCUGGUGGAUAACCUCAACGCAGAGAUCGUCCUCGGCAACGUUCGGACCCGAGACGAAGGUGUCGAAUGGCUUGGAUACACCUACCUCUUCGUCCGAAUGCUUCGCUCUCCGGGACUGUACCAGGUUGGUGCCGAAUAUGAGGAUGACGGGGCACUUGAGCAGAAACGUGUCGAUCUCAUCCAUUCUGCUGCGACGGUGCUGAGGCAGUCUAACCUCAUCAAGUACGACGAAAAGAGCGGGAGGCUUCAGUCGACGGAACUUGGCAAGGUUGCGUCUCACUACUACAUCACCCAUGGCUCGAUGAACACCUACAACAGCUUGAUCGAGCCAUCGACCAGCACGAUCGAGCUCUUCCGUGUCUUCGCCCUCAGCGCCGAGUUCAAGUAUAUCCCGGUCCGACAAGACGAGAAACUGGAAUUGGCAAAACUCUUGGGCCGAGUUCCCAUCCCAGUCAAGGAGACGAUCGAGGAGUCCCACGCCAAGAUCAAUGUCCUCCUCCAGGCUUACAUAUCGAGGCUCAAGCUCGAUGGACUGGCACUCAUGGCCGAUAUGGUAUACGUCACGCAAAGUGCUGGACGAAUCUUGCGAGCCAUAUUUGAGAUUGCGAUGAAGAAGGGAUGGGCGCACGUCGCGAAAACGGCUCUGGAUCUUUGCAAGAUGGCCGAGAAGCGGAUGUGGCCGACAAUGUCACCGCUGCGGCAGUUCCCUACGUGCCCGCGCGACAUUGUUCAGAAGGCAGAGAGGAUGGAUGUGUCAUGGAACAGCUACUUUGACCUGGAUCCUCCUCGCAUGGGUGAGCUUCUGGGCAUGCCCAGGGCUGGCCGCACCGUCUGCGGUUUCGUCUCCAAGUUUCCUCGACUGGAUGUCGAAGCGCAAGUUCAACCGAUGACGAGGUCGAUGCUGAGAGUUGAACUAAGCAUCACGCCGAAUUUUGAAUGGGAUGAUAGCAUUCACGGCAUGGCGGAAGGUUUCUGGAUUAUUGUCGAAGACUGCGAUGGCGAAGACAUCCUCUUUCACGAUUCAUUCCUCCUGCGGAAGGAAUAUGCCCAAGCGGAGUCGAACGAGCACGUUGUGGACUUUACAGUACCGAUAACCGACCCAAUGCCGCCAAACUAUUUCGUCUCGGUUGUCUCCGACCGAUGGAUGCACUCCGAGACGCGCAUCGCCGUACCCUUCACCAAGCUGGUCCUCCCCGAGAAGUUUCCACCCUCCACCGCGCUGCUUGAACUACAGCCUCUCCCAGUGUCUGCCCUCAAGGUCGCCAGCUACGUUGAGCUGUACCCCGAUUGGAGCCAGUUCAAUCGGAUACAGACGCAGACGUUCAAUUCCCUCUACACGAAUGACCAGAAUGUAUUUGUUGGUGCCCCGACGGGGAGCGGGAAGACCGUCUGCGCCGAAUUCGCCCUGCUCCGCCACUGGAUGCAACCCGAUGCCGGCCGAGCCGUCUAUAUUGCGCCCUUCCAGGAACUCGUCGAUUCCCGUUUACAGGAUUGGCAGAAACGAUUGGCGCAUCUGCAUGGCGGCAAGGAGAUUGUGAAACUGACGGGCGAAACUGCGACCGACCUCAAGCUGCUCGAAAAGGGUGAUUUGAUCCUCGCCACGCCAACGCAAUGGGACGUUCUGUCGAGGCAGUGGAAGCGUCGGAAGAACAUCCAGACCGUCCAAGUGUUCAUUGCGGACGAGAUUCACCUGCUCGGGGGCUCGACGGGCUACGUGUACGAGAUCAUCGUCUCCCGUAUGCACUAUAUCCGAACCCAAACGGAGCUCCCCAUGCGCAUCGUCGCUCUCAGCGCUUCUCUCGCUAACGCGAGGGACAUUGGAGAGUGGAUUGAUGCCAAGAAGCACGACGUGUACAACUUCGCCCCCCAUGUGCGACCUGUGCCGCUCGAGCUGCAUAUCCAGUCCUUCUCGAACCCUCACUUCCCCUCGUUGAUGCUCGCGAUGGCCAAGCCGACAUACUUGGCCAUCACUCAGCUGUCUCCGGAUAUGCCAGCCAUGGUUUUCGUACCCAGUCGCAAGCAGGCCCGAAGCACCGCGCGUGACUUGCUGGCUGCCUGUGUGGCUGAUGACGACGAGGAUCGUUUCCUGCACGCUGACGUUGAGCAAAUGCGGCCGCUGCUUGACCGCGUCCACGAAGAAGCAUUGUCCGAAGCCUUGUCUCACGGCAUUGGAUACUACCACGAAGCGCUGAGCCUGAGCGACAGGCGCAUCGUGAAGCACCUGUACGACAAAGGUGCCAUUCAGGUCCUGGUGGCCUCUCGGGACGUCUGCUGGGAGCUGACCAGCACGGCCCAUCUUGUCAUCGUGAUGGGAACUCAGUACUUCGAAGGCCGGGAGCACAGAUACGUCGACUACCCUCUGAGCGAAGUGCUGCAAAUGUUUGGAAAGUCGAUGCGUCCUUCGAAGGCCGGCAGCUCGCGCGGCGUGCUCAUGCUGCCCCAGAUCAAGCGCGAUUACUACAAGAAGUUCCUCAACGAGGCUCUGCCGGUGGAAUCACACCUCAACAACUACCUCCAUGACGCUUUUGUCACCGAGAUCAGCACCAAGAUGAUCGAGUCUGGUGACGACGCCAUCAACUGGACCACGUUCACCUUUUUCUACCGCCGGCUGCUGGCGAACCCGAGCUACUACGGCCUCACGAGCACGACGCACGACGGGCUGAGCGAGUACAUGUCGGAUCUUGUGGAGUCGACGUUGCGCGAGCUGGCCGAGUCCAAGAUCAUCGACUUCGACGAAGAAGACGGCACGGUGGCCCCGCAGAACGCGGCCAUGAUUGGCGCCUACUACAACAUCUCCUACAUUACGAUGCAGACCUUCCUCCUGUCGUUGAGCGCCCGGACGAAGCUGAAGGGCAUCUUGGAGAUUGUCACGUCGGCGACGGAGUUUGAGACGAUCCAGGUGCGCAGGCAUGAGGAUGGACUUCUCCGACGGAUUUACGACCGCAUCCCCGUCAAGAUGUCGCAAGCAGUCUACGACUCUCCGCACUUUAAGGCGUUUGUGCUGCUCCAAGCCCAUUUCUCUCGGAUGCAACUUCCUAUUGAUCUUGUCAAGGACCAGGAGCUUCUUUUGUCUCGUGUCCUGAGCCUCCUCAGUGCUAUGGUUGAUAUCCUCUCGUCCGAUGGCCACCUCAACGCGAUCAACGCGAUGGAAAUGUCGCAAAUGGUCGUCCAGGCCAUGUGGGACAGGGACAGCCCGCUCAAGCAGAUCCCUCAUUUCUCGCCUGACGUUGUCAAGGUGGCGAACGAAUUUGAGAUCAAGGAUAUUUUCGACUUUAUGGAGAAGAUGAACCCCGAUGAGAAUGCCGAGUACAACACGCUGAUCAAGCGGCUGGGCUUGUCGCAGAAACAGCUGGCCCAAGCCGCUAGCUUCACGAACGACAAGUACCCGGAUUUGGAGCUCGAGCACGAGGUUCUCGACGAGGAUGAAAUUAAGGCUGGCGAGCCGGCGUACUUGAACAUCAAGAUUGUGCGCAACGUCGACGAGGACGAGGGAGAGCACGACUUGACGGUGCACGCGCCCUUUUAUCCGACGAAGAAGCUGGAGAAUUGGUGGCUCGUGGUGGGCGACGACAAGACGCGAAACCUGCUGGCCAUUAAACGAGUCACGAUCGGUCGAGAGCUGAAGGUACGGCUCGAGUAUACGGUGCCGACGGUGGGCGACCACCAUCUGAAGCUGCUGCUCAUGAGCGACAGCUACGUCGGCGUGGACCAGGAACGUGAGUUUACCGUGACGGCGGCCGAAGGGAUGGAUGUCGACGAGAGCGAGGAGGAGGAGGAUGAGUGA
Molecule: messenger RNA, 6603 nt
Organism: Drechmeria coniospora
Lineage: Eukaryota; Fungi; Ascomycota; Sordariomycetes; Hypocreales; Ophiocordycipitaceae
Exons: 2
Coding region: 1-6603 (2200 amino acids)
Cellular component (GO): nucleus
Molecular function (GO): nucleic acid binding; ATP binding; ATP hydrolysis activity
Source: RefSeq, a predicted model, not a curated record